AGUGGUGACAGACUUGCUCAUGGGCGGAGGCGGAGCACCGGAGCUGACAACCGAGCGACACUCUGCCUGAUGCUCGGCUGUCUGUGCGUCCGUCAAAGGCAGCAGCAGCGGAUGCGCCCGGUCCAUGCUGGUUUUAAGUCCGCUAAGAAGCCACUAGUCCAAUUAACCGAGAGGAGGAGGAGGAGGAGGAGGAGGAGGAAGCGGCGGCGGAAAUCCACGCAUAGUAGGCUCUUAAAGCCCACCUCACUCCCUCACUGCUCCCUCGGCUGGACGAUGGAUAUGAGCGCCGCCGCUCCGGCUCAUGAGGACGACCUGAGACGACAGCCCGCCACGAAGAAACAAGUCGGACCAGAAGCGACACAAAUGAGACGCGGGUGCGUUUAGAGCGGUCGUAGUCGCGAGUUCGAGGCUCACACAAUAAGCUGCCCCCCCCCCCUGUUAUAGGCCCUGUACGCGCGUCACUCGGAGUUUCCUCGGGACUGUCGGUGAAGGUGACUCGUCAACAUGGGACCGUGCACUGAUGUGCUGCUCGUCACUGCAAACGUCGGGUCGCUCUUUGACAAUGUGGGUGAAAUUCAAAAUGAGUGGUUACAAGAAUUGUAUAAGACUAUCCACAGCCAUAACCCGCAGUUCAUCGCCCUGCACUUCCAGGAGGUGGGAGGAAAGGACUACAUGGUUAACAUGGGCCAUGCCGAAAACUUCUUUUGUAACAUUGAGUCCAGUGAGGAAAUGAAAGACUUUGACAGGGUCUGCAUCUAUGUGGACAACCAGUUCCACGUAGAAGACAGCUUCACGGCUUUGGGGAGCUUGUACUUCAUACACAAGACACUGAAAAACAUCUAUCAGUAUGAUUUUAAUGUUAAGGAUUUUAAAGCAGUGUCGGGACAAAACAAGCAUGUGGGCUCUCUGGACGGGGUCACCACAGUGGAGAAAGAAAAAUUCCCUAAGAAUUUCUGGCCUGAUUUCAAGUGGUCCAGAAAAGGCUUCAUGAGGACCCGCUGGAUUAUACACAACCAAGGUCUGGACCUGGUAAAUGUCCACCUGUUCCACGAUGCCUCCAACCUCGUUGCCUGCAACUCCAGUCCAUCCAUUUACUCAGCCAACCGCAAAAACGCUCUCAGAUAUGUCAUCAACAGGAUAUCAGACAGCCGCUACACUCCUCUGCCUUUCCUACUCUUUGGAGAUUUCAACUUCCGUCUGGACACACUAAGUGUGGUCCAGCAUCUGUCCACAGAGACAGAUGUGCAGACAGUGAAGAAGGAAUGCAGUAAUGAAGUGGAAAAGAUCAUCUGCGAAGAAAAGGACAAUGACCACCAGGUGCUGCUCCGCAUUGAGGAGAAGCUGUUUGCCUACCUGCACCAGGCGUCUUUCAGGGACGAAAAUGGCAAAGCGCUUUUGAAGUAUGACAAAGAAGUUGCAGCCUUUCAUGAUGUUAUUAAGGAAGAGGACAUCAAGUUUCCACCCAGCUACCCCUACAGUGAGGAGUACGCUAAACCGACCCAGUACAUGAACACUCGCUGCCCUGCCUGGUGUGAUCGUAUCCUCAUGUCGCAUACUGCCCAAGAAUUAAUCCACAAGGGAGUUGACGAUGAGAAGAGAGUUGUUUACAACACAGUGGGUCCGAAUGUCUGUAUGGGAGACCAUAAGCCGGUGUACUUGUUCUUCUCACUGAAGACAAAUGACCAUUGACUUGGAUCCUUCUCAAUGCUCUGCCACAGUAUCGGUACCAGAGGAUAAUCAGCAUGGUGGUUACCCGGCACAAACCCAUCUAUCCAGCCAGCAGCGGGUCUCGAUUCAGCUAGUACCCGCUGUUAAAACCCCGUCCUCACAUCCCCGGUGUCUCACGUAUGACUGUCUCACUGCCACAUUCUGCCGACCGCAGCCUGAGUGAUACGAGCACUGAUUUAUCAGCAGCUUUUAUUGAUUUCUGGGGCAGUUUUCCAGAUUAUCUACUCACCCUUAGAUCUUAAAUCCUGUUACCUGAGAGCUCAGCAAGGAUGUUCUCUCUACUCCUGCCUGCAUCCAUGGAGACGAAGAAAUCAUGUAAAGACUGAAGUGUGUCACCGUGCACCAGCCCCUUUACAUGGAAACGUACGCAAACCAGUUUGUAGUUGUUGCAUUUCUUUUUCAAUAUGUGUCAGACAAACCCUACCACAAAUGUGCUCAUUCCUUAUCAGCCCCAAAAUAUUUUCAGUCAGACCAUUUUGUUCCAUCUGGAUUGAAUAGCCUCCACUUAAAUAAGAAGUUUAAUUCAGCAAAUCAGAAUCCAGUAUCAUGACACUGCUGUAAAUAACGCUAAACAUUACGAACAACUUUAUUAUAUGCCACUGAUAUUGAUCAAAACAAAAAAAUAUAUAAGAUCUCUAAUACCAAGAAUUAGACAAGUCCUACUGACUAUGUGCGUAUACUUUUAGGAUUGUAGAAAAAUCCUACAACAAUUGUAGAUUGUUGUAGGAUGUUAUUCCCCAGAGGAAACACGCUGAGUAAUGCUGCGACGCCAGUUUGUUUUCGACAUAACCAGAUGCCUUCUAAAGAUAAAACAACAUAUUGCACGUACUUGUACCUACUGUACUUUCUCACAGCGGCUUUAUUUACAUCACAUCUCUUGAUUACAUACCAAAAUGACUUACUUACACGUACAAAAUAUGUGAAAAAAUGUCAAUAGACAGUGGACAAAAGGCCGAUAACAUUUUAUAAAGCAACAACAAACCGCCUACAGCUGUUUUGUCUGUUUAUGAAUACAGCGUAGGAGCCACAUUUUUUAGUAUAACACAGCAGCAGAAAGGUUCACCCUGUUGAAGUAAAAAUACCGUUCUUUUGCUUUUAUUCUUAUGUACCAACUGUAUGUCAAUACCAAGUGCUUUAUUCCACAACCUGUAACUCAACAGUUCUGAAUUUUAGCCGUCCCCACUUAGAGAAAGUUUUCUUUACAGUUAGUCUAAAAUCUUUUCCACCCUGUUCUGGUUCUCAUUUACUUUAUUUUAUUAGCAAAGUAAUGAUACUGUAGAUACUGUACUCCUAACUGUACUUUAUGGGUAUGGAUGUUUCCAUCACACAGCUUCACUUGAACUUCACAAAAUGCUUGCAUAUACAGUACCAGUCAAAAGUUUGGACACACCUUCUCAUUAAACUACUUUGAAGAAUCUAAAAUAUAAAACACAUUCUGGUUUGUUGAGCAUUUGUUUGUUUACCACAUAAUUCCAUAUGUGUUCCCUCAUAGUUUGGAUGUUUUCAAUAUUAAUCUACAAUGUAGAAAAAAAUAAAAAUAAAAAUAAAGAAAAACCAUUGAAUGAGAAGGGGUGUCCAAACUUUUGACUGGUACUGUAUACAGUUCAUGUGUGCACCCACAGUCAACACAGAAGGCACUGUUUGCUUUUGAAUUGUUUUUUGUCUCAUAUUGUUUUGUUGAUACAUAGUCUAAUACUGUAGCACCUGUGCUGUAUAAUAUCUUUGAUGUGUUAAUUAUUGGUCAGAUUUGUGACUGUGCACCAGCCCCUUUACAUGGAUGUGUAUGCAAACCAUUCUUUCUUUUUCCUUAUUGUAGUUGUUGCAUUAUUUUUUUUAAAUUAGCCUUUUUCUGACAGGCAGUUUCAGACAAACCCCACCACAAAUAUACUCAUUCCUUAUUGGCCCUAAAUAUUUUAUUAAACUUCUUCAGUCAGUCAGACCAUUUUGUACCAACUGGACUGCAUAGCCUCCACUCAAGAGGUUUUAAAUUAGCAGUUUAAUUCAGUCAAUCAGAAUCCAGUGUCAUGAAACUGCUGUAAAUAAUGUUUAACCAAACAUUACGAACAACAUUAUUAUAAGCCACAUAUAAUAAUGGAAACUAAAAAAUGUAUAGGAUCUCCAAUAUCAAGGAUAGGGCCAGUUUUUAUGACUGUGUUUUUAUUUCUGAGAUUUAUUUUGUUUAAGUUGUUUACUAUCACUGUAAACAAGAUUAUAUUCCACAGGGGAAACAUUGUUGAGGAAUGCUGCUAUACCAGUUUGCUGUCGACCCUACAGUUCGGCCAGAUGCCCUCUAUACAUAAUA
Messenger RNA from Anoplopoma fimbria (sablefish), 4030 nucleotides. RefSeq names its product inositol polyphosphate-5-phosphatase L (gene inpp5l). Gene Ontology annotation, molecular function: inositol-polyphosphate 5-phosphatase activity. The transcript is spliced from 16 exons. Bases 505 to 1689 code for a protein of 394 amino acids. Gene Ontology annotation, biological process: phosphatidylinositol dephosphorylation. The record is from RefSeq and is a predicted model, not a curated record. NCBI's taxonomy places the organism in Eukaryota, Metazoa, Chordata, Actinopteri, Perciformes, Anoplopomatidae.